Mytilus trossulus (common blue mussel) is the source of this 2379-nucleotide messenger RNA. RefSeq names its product chitin synthase chs-1-like. The record is from RefSeq and is a predicted model, not a curated record. Bases 1 to 2379 code for a protein of 792 amino acids. Lineage: Eukaryota; Metazoa; Mollusca; Bivalvia; Mytilida; Mytilidae. Gene Ontology annotation, molecular function: chitin synthase activity. The transcript is spliced from 11 exons. Gene Ontology annotation, cellular component: cell septum; cell periphery.
AUGGAUGUUGACAAGAAGAGAUUAGACAGACACCAUCUCGAUGUGUCUGCAUUUCUACAAAAAAUUCAACAGGAAGCUGGUAAACAGAUAAAUAUAAGUAAUGAAACAAAUAUACCAUUGAAAUCAAUGAAGACAGUAUAUUUGUCUGAUAACAGAAAGUAUGAAAUUUAUAGUAUCAAAGAUGAAGAUUUAACUGACUUAAGUGGAAAAUACGACCUUGAAGUUCAUAUUUUUUUUGACGACGCAUUUGAGAAGAAAGAAGACAAGAAAACAGCGAAAAAACAAAAACGUGAAAAUAAUGACAAAGGGACCAAAAGACCAAUAAACACUAACCGGGUGGCUGAGGAAUACAUUUAUACUAGAGAAGAAUCACCCCUUUCUUCAAAAGGUUUACCAGACGUUAACGAUUACAACUUUACAUUACCACUUGACACAAAGCUUGUUAUACAUCUUAAAGACAAAACAAAGAUUCGAGCAAGGAAAAGAUGGAGCCAGGUCAUGUACAUGUAUUACCUACUUGGUCAUGUGUCGAAACUAAACCCAAAUUUAGAAAACUACAAGGAAGAGGCAGAUAACACAUUCAUAUUAGCUUUAGAUGGAGAUGUUGAUUUUAACCCACAGUCAGUCAAACACUUACUUAAUAGAAUGGAAAAAGAUCCUAACGUUGGAGCUGCGUGUGGUAGAAUUCAUCCAAUCGGAUCAGGUGUUAUGGUUUGGUACCAAAAAUUUGAAUAUGCCAUAAGUCAUUGGUUACAAAAAGCAACAGAACACGUCACUGGUUGUGUACUUUGUAGUCCUGGAUGUUUUAGUAUGUUUAGAGCAUCUGCUCUACUGGACAGAAAUGUCCUGAAAACGUAUACGACAGAAGCAACACAGGCAAGACAUCAUGUGCAAUAUGAUCAAGGUGAAGAUCGUUGGUUAUGUACACUUUUGUUGAAACAAGGCUAUAGAGUGGACUAUAGUGCAGAAGCAGAUGCUUUUACUUAUGCGCCCGAAAAUUUUGAUGAUUUUUGGAAACAACGACGGCGUUGGACACCUUCAACAAUGGCAAAUGUUUUGGAAAUUUUGACAGAUAGCAAUGAAUUGAGAAAGAAAAACCCUAAUAUCUCCCGACUUUACAUUGUGUAUCAAGUAUGUUUGUUCGUAUCAUCGAUUCUUACGCCAGGAACAAUUUUUCUUUUGAUUGUUGGAGCCCUUCUUAUUGGGUUUACCAGUAUAACGCCGAUUUUAGCACUUCUGCUGAAUUUAAUACCAGUCAGUUUGUUUUUGCUAAUAUGCAUAUUUGGCAAAGAAAGUCAACAGCUCCAGUUUGGAUCUAUCUUGUCAGCUAUUUACACAGUUAUCAUGCUAAUUGUCUUAAUGGGUUUGUUAAAAAUAGCUGUGGAGGAAAAGUUCUGUUCAACAACCACAAUUAUACUGUGUUUUGUGGCAAGUGUAUUUGUUAUAGCAGCAGCAUGUCAUCCAAAGGAAGCGUCCUGUUUGAUUCACGGAUUUUUAUUCUUUAUUGCAAUCCCAUCUAUGUCUAUGUUGAUGUUCUUAUAUUCGGUUGCUAAUCUAAACAAUGUUAACUGGGGAACGCGAGAGAAAGCUACAGAUGAUAAGGAGGUAAAAAACAAUCAGAAUAGAGACACACAGUCCCGUUUCAAGGCUAUUCGCAGUUUCUUCAUGUGUUGCUGGCCCACAAAAGCUAAAAAGUUCAAAUCCUCUGAUAUUAAUAACACAGAAGACACAGAGAAGGCUGAAGUAUAUAACGAUACUGCUCUUUUGUCUAAAUACGGCUUAAAUAGAGCAGAGCCACUAGUUGGAAAGGAAUCCAAAUUUUGGGAUGAACUCAUAGAGAAAUAUUUGCUUCCGAAAGAGCCGAGUCGGAAACAGAAACUAGAACUAGAGAAAGAACUCCUACAACUACGUAAUCGAGUUUGCAUCAUUAUCUUUAUGGUUAACACGUUUCUUGUGACAUUAAUAUAUGCUCUGUCUGAAGCAGAUGCAUUUAAAUCUUCCCUGGUAUUAAAAAUUCAAUGCGAUCCACAAGAUGUUGCAAUUGACCCAAUAUCUGUUUUAUUCACACUUACCUUUGGAAUCUUAUUAUUGGUUCAAUUUGUAUGCAUGAUUUAUCAUCGAUUUUCAACUUUAAUUCAUAUAACAGCAGAAUCGAACUAUUUUGGACAAGAUACUACUGAGGACGACAUUAAAAAGCAACUGUUUGAUUGUGACAAUUGGAUGACGAAUGAACGACCGAAAACCGCAAAAGAAAGGGCAGUUAGAAAUGUACAGAUAAUUCACAAAAAUCAAAGCACAUCAAAGGCAAAAAAUAAUAGGCAGAAGUCAGCAAUUAUCUCUAUUAAAGAAGAAACUGCAAUAGACGGUAGUGUUUGCUAA